This is a messenger RNA of Tuber melanosporum (Perigord truffle), 2746 nucleotides long. RefSeq lists its product as uncharacterized. The coding region runs from base 1085 to 2419 and encodes 444 amino acids. The transcript has a single exon. Gene Ontology annotation, molecular function: RNA polymerase II cis-regulatory region sequence-specific DNA binding; DNA-binding transcription factor activity, RNA polymerase II-specific. The record is from RefSeq and is a predicted model, not a curated record. NCBI's taxonomy places the organism in Eukaryota, Fungi, Ascomycota, Pezizomycetes, Pezizales, Tuberaceae. Gene Ontology annotation, biological process: regulation of transcription by RNA polymerase II.
UACCUGGUGUUUCCCCUUCAAUAAAUCUCCUCUUCUUGCACCACCUUUGGGAAUUUUACUUCUAAAUUUCUUUCUUAAUUUCUUUAAGGGAAAACAACCUCCUCCUCCUCCUCCUCCUCAUCAUCAUCAUCAUCAUCAUCUACUACUACUCUACUCACCAUUGUCACCCCACUAGUCUCGUACCACUGCUACCGACAUUCUUUUCCAGCCUUUUGUCAUUGUCCCUGAAGGUUGGUUCCUCGCUGGAGAUUGUUGAUAUCAGAGUUCUCAAGGGACGAGUGGAAUUCCUCUCGAGAUCCAUCCACCUUUGGAAGCUAUCACUGUCGUUGCUGGUGUUUGUUUGUUAUUGAUUGUUUCUAUCCAUUUAUCUAUCCAUUGCUAUUUCUACCCCUCUGCUACGACUGGCGACAUCCCACGCUGCUCUCCCUGGUUGCCUUUAGAUUCAACACUCGAGUAGGUUUCCUACUAUUCCCCUACCGUCUAGUGUCUACCGGUUGUGAAGGCGGUGGAAAGAGAGAGAGGAGAGAAGGAGGAGAAGGACGGAAAAGGAAAGGAGGAAGGGGGAGAGGAGAGAGAGGUAUUGGAGCUCGAAAAGCAGUAUUUUCUCGCGGGUAUCGGUACAGUGGUCUGACACGGCCAGCAAGCUGUCUUUACCAACCAACCCCGUUUCGGUUCAAACAGCUCAAAAUCCUCGGUAGUUCUCAACAGAUAGGAAAUUUCCAGAAAUAUUUCGGAACACCCAUCACCGCCUAAUUUACCCCCAGUAAACAUCCCCUCGGGAUACUUUACCCAAUCCGCUGGAGCUACUUUCCAUAAUAAUCUUCCUUGACGUCGUCACGGCAGUCUGACAACCCUCCUCCUCCUCCCCGCUACCCACACGUCGACAACUGUAGCCUUAUUCUCACAGGUAGCGACAACUUCCGGCGGUCAGGUAUCCGAAUUGACAGUUCAAAAAGUGCUCCGAGUCCUCUUUGAGGGCCUGAACCUACGCCAAUAUUUUCGUGAGGGAGUAAGAAAAUACUUCAUCUCAAAAAAAAAAAAAGACGAGAUAAAUUUCUUUCAAAAAAAAAAAAUAAUAUCAAAAAUGAGUGCUGCAACUGCAGCCCAGCAACAGUCCUCCUCAUUGAAUACGCCGGGAUUCUUCGCAUCGGCAUUCAUGGAGAUGAACAUAUUCGAGCAAUGCUUUAGCGCAGCUGCCCCGUCUGAUCCAAAGAACAACGCAUCUUCUUCGGGUUCUAUAAAUACUGUGUCCUCCUCUCCUCAAACGGCUGCUUCCACGCAAACCGCCCCCUCCUCCUCCAGAGGCUUAAAUCCUAUCACGCAAGCAUCUGCAUCUCACGUCCCUCCCCCAUCACCAAAAUCAGCCACCAUGGACGGCUAUAAUCCCAGUGACUUUCCUCUCCCAACCAUUUUUAGUGGGGUAGAGGCUACCGGACCCUCUCAUGAUGAUAUAGAACGAAGGUACGGGCAAAAUCGAUGGCCCGUACAUCUGGACACCACUGCUGUUCCGCCCAGUGCAAUACAGCCACACCUCUCGCCUCCUUACUCCCCCCGAUCCCCGACUGACAGGUUCAUGCCUCCAGUGGAAAUGGACGACACCAUGUCACCGCUGCACAACAUGCUGGUAAACUAUCCGACAGAGACUCGAUCUGCACACGGGCAGAUCACACCCCCAGAAGACCCACCACCGUUAACACAAAGACAGCAAGGCGGGAGAAUGUUCGACGACAACGACGACAACGACUGCUUCAACGACGAGUACGCGAUCAUCGCUGACACAAACCAUUCCUCCUCCUCCGGGAACCAGGAAUUAGCAGAAGCAGGCGGCAACACCAGCAGCUGUGGGAGCGCAGGAGCAGCAGGCCGGUCUAGAACCCGCACGAACAAUCGCGGCAGCACAAACCGGAGAUCUAGGAGAACCGGUGUAGAAGAUGACUCCGCGAAAGAAGCCAAGCGCCAGAAAUUCCUUGAGCGGAACCGAAUAGCAGCGAGCAAAUGCCGGCGCAAGAAGAAGCAAUGGACGCAAAACCUCGAGGACACGGCCCGGGAGGUGCAGGCGACAUCGAAGCACCUGAACGGGGUAGUCGCGGCGCUGCGGGACCAGCUGCUGCACUUGAAGGGGGAGCUACUGAAACAUAAUGGCUGCUCAUGCGAGCGCAUCAAGCAGUACCUCAUGAAUGAAGCCACUAGAGUCGUGGAGGGAUCUUCCGCUUCCGCCAGCGCUGGAAACGCGGCCGCCGCGGCAAACUCGAGCUCCAGCAACAACGCCUUCCACCAGGCCUCUCGACAGCGGCAAAUGAGCCAAGGAUCCGAUCUGGGCUUCUCCGCACAAUUCGAUGAGUUGUCCGAUACCAGCAGCGCUAGGUUCGCAAUGGAUUCACGAUCACCGGAAGAUACAGGCGUUGGCAUGCCAAUGUGACGAUAAAUCAAUGAUCGAUUUUGGAGGUUUUUCUUUUCUUUUUUUCCGAUGAUGAUUUACCUGUUUUAUCCCACCCCCCCCACCCCUGGCUACGUAUCAUUGCACUACUGUAUUGGGCGUUACUUGGUGUUUUCCCAUACUCUAAUUACUUACUUGUACUUUUUCUCUCAACAUAACAUUGCCUUUCUUUAUCCUUAUUUUCUUAGUCUUUCCUCCGAUGGCACACACCCCCUCCCUCAUCAUACAUAUUUCUCCCUUGCACAAAUCUCAGCGGGGACGGGGGUUCGGAGGGGGCGAUUCGUUACAAAAAGGGAUUUUUUCUCCCCC